Ostertagia ostertagi is the source of this 744-nucleotide messenger RNA. Lineage: Eukaryota; Metazoa; Nematoda; Chromadorea; Rhabditida; Trichostrongylidae. The record is from the annotation of a GenBank genome assembly.
AUGUCAUUGAAUACUAUUAAGAUUCUGGCAGAAAAAGUGGACCAUGACAAGAUUCUUGAUGCCACAAACCGUUUCUACACGCUCAUACCGCAUAGCUUUGGAUUGGCAAAACCUCCGCUGCUGAACUCGACAGCAAUAAUCAAGGCAAAUAUACAGCUUCAUCCUUUUCUCGCACGAGAUGAAAAGUGCGAUAUGUUGGGUUCACUCUUGGAGAUUCAAAUUGCAUAUGAGGUGCUGAAGCAAGAGCAGGGCGACUCUGACGAUACUCGCGAUCCAGUCGAUAUUCACUACGAGAAGCUGAAGUGCAAAAUGGAGGUAAUAAGUCGGAAAUUGACCGAGAAACUUCAAAAAGAUUGUUUGUAUUUGUUGAACUCUCGCAUUCCUAAUUUGGCAAAGUCGCCUUUGCAGGUUAUUCGUGUCGAUCGCGAAGGCGAGGCGAAAAAAUUCAAAGCCGACAUCGGUAACCGCCGACUUCUGUGGCACGGAUCAGGAACCACAAAUUAUGGUGGGAUUCUCUCACAAGGUCUCCGCAUUGCUCCACCUGAAGCGCCUGUAACUGGAUACAUGUUUGGAAAAGGUGUCUACUUCGCUGAUAUGGCAUCUAAGUCUGCCAACUACUGUAGGGUGUUCUCUGAUAAUACGGAUGUCCUUAUGCUGUUAUGCGAUGUUGCACUGGGCAAGGUGAAACAAGAGAUCAAUGCUGUUGACCAUUCACUGGCAAUCAAAGGCUACACACAGUGUGCA